ACCAUCUGUAUGGAAGGGCAGUGAAGCCCCUUGUCACAGAAACCAGGAGCCUUGGGUUCCCUGAGGCCAGGACAAGCUGCCGGGGGGGUGUCACUGUCCAUGCGCCUGCCCUUCUCUUUGCCUUGGGUUGAUUCUGAGAGGCUCUAUGGUGGGCCUCCCUAGGUGUUUGUUUGCGCCUGGUGAGUGCUCGAACAUGGAGCAAGUGGGCCCUCCAAAUGGCUGGGGCUUUGUCCUCUGGCUUCUCACAACCCCCUCUUCCCCAGCCAGGGCCACAGGGCAUCAGGAGUGACUUAGCCAAGGGCAGGGUGGGUGUUUCCUCCAGACUGGAGGGUGAAAGGAGUGGGUGUGGGUGGGGGCAGAACUUUCUUCCCUGGCGAGGGCUUCACCCUAACUCUGUAGAGAGAGGCCUGGUUGGGUCUGUCUAGGAGCAGCGGGGACACUCGGGAAGAUGGCAGGGUGGUCCCUGAUCAUCAACCCCACCCCCCCAAGUUGAGCCUAGUGGCUCCUCUCUCCUCCUGGACACGCCUAAACAUCCAGCCACCGGCCGUGGGGUGGAGGCAGCGGUGCUUCGUCUGGCAGGUCUCCACCUGGUGAGUGGGUGGUGGGGGAGGACACCCUCCCUCUUCUCCAGGCUGAGCUGAGGCAGAAGUGGCUUUCAGGUCUGGGGUGGCGCUUUUCAGGCUGGAUGUUCUGCCCCUCGGAGGACAGGUCCCCAGGGUUGUUGGCAGUGGGGAGGCUGUGAGGGCAGGAAAAGGAUCGGGGUGGGGCGGUCAGGAGCUCAGAGGUGCGAGGGGCAUGGGGAAGGGGGUUCCCACCUCAGUGCCCACCUGGCCAGUCGCAGACAGAAGGGCUGUCCUUACCUCACACCUGGCCACACCUGUGUUGGCUUUUGGCUCUUGGCCCUAUGCUGCCCCAACCCCUUCCCCCGUCCCAAGGCUCAGGGCCUGAGCAGAGUCGAGCCGCCCCCAUGCCAGGCCUGCUGUUGAGGUCUCUCUGGGGCAGAGGCCCUCGGGGUGAAUGAGGGCAUUGGCCCUCCCUCACUGAGUUUGGCUCCUGCCCACAGGGCUGACAGUGGAAAUCAGCCUGUGGGAGGCUGUAGCCCAGCUCUGUGCAAAUCUAUUUUGGACCUCUGGGCCCCCCUUCCUCUCUAGGCUCCCCCUCCUACCCCUCCCCGUCUGCCCCGCUGGUGCUCAAACUGAGGCUGGGGCUCCGAGGGAGAGUGAGUAGGGGCUGGGAGACCUGGGGCAACCCCCUUGAGGAGGGGCUGGGGACCUUGUCUGGAGGCUGGCACUCUUGGACUGAAGCCCACCUUCCUCCAUCACUCCCAGAGGCCUGCCCAGGCAGCCGCAGCUCCAACCACAACAUCCUUUGGGGUUUGGCCUAGGCAGUUGACCCCCAAAUAGCCCUGGUAGAUUCCCCCAAGACCCGCCCGCACCCUUGCCUCUGGGGCACAGCCCAGAGAGUAUAAAACAGUGCUGGAGGCUGGGAGGGGCAGACCAGCUGAGUCCUGAGCAGCAGCCCUAGCACAGCCGCUGACAGACACACCAUGAGACCCCUCAUGUUCCUCGCCCUACUGGCCCUGGCCACACUCUGCCUCGCUGGCUGGUCAGAUGCAAAGCCCAGAGAUGAGGAGUCUGGCAAAGGUGCAGCCUUUGUGUCCAAGCAGGAGGGCAGCGAGGUGGUGAAGAGACUCAGGCGCUACCUGGAUCAUGGGCUGGGAGCCCCAGCCCCCUACCCAGAUCCGCUGGAGCCCAGGAGGGAGGUGUGUGAGCUCAACCCCGCCUGUGACGAGCUGGCUGACCACAUUGGCUUCCAGGAGGCCUAUCGGCGCUUCUACGCACAGCCUAGAGCUCUCAGCCCUGCCGGCCUGGCUGGCAGCCCCCAGCUCUGGCUCCUCUCCGGGACCCCUCCCCCUCCCCUCUCCCUGACCUCCCCGCCCGGCAAGUGUGAGAUCCCAGCAGCUGGGAGCAUCAUCCCAGCUGCUCCAGAAUAAACUCCGGAAGAGGAACUG
Molecule: messenger RNA, 2011 nt
Organism: Lagenorhynchus albirostris (white-beaked dolphin)
Lineage: Eukaryota; Metazoa; Chordata; Mammalia; Artiodactyla; Delphinidae
Gene: BGLAP
Product: bone gamma-carboxyglutamate protein
Biological process (GO): regulation of bone mineralization; response to vitamin K; bone development
Cellular component (GO): extracellular region
Molecular function (GO): structural constituent of bone; calcium ion binding; hydroxyapatite binding
Source: RefSeq, a predicted model, not a curated record